Messenger RNA from Ilyonectria robusta, 2373 nucleotides. RefSeq names its product pre-mRNA-splicing ATP-dependent RNA helicase PRP28. Gene Ontology annotation, biological process: mRNA splicing, via spliceosome. Gene Ontology annotation, molecular function: RNA helicase activity; RNA binding; ATP binding. The transcript has a single exon. Lineage: Eukaryota; Fungi; Ascomycota; Sordariomycetes; Hypocreales; Nectriaceae. Gene Ontology annotation, cellular component: catalytic step 2 spliceosome. The record is from RefSeq and is a predicted model, not a curated record. The coding region runs from base 130 to 2328 and encodes 732 amino acids.
CGCCAACUCCGUCGUGCCUGCCUCAGAACAAGCUUUCCGAGAACCAUACAAAUUCUUGCGCCCCCGGGAUUGUGGUGAUUUUUUUUCUUUCACUCUUCCGUGCUCCAUCCCGACGAGGCAAAAACCAACAUGCCCCUCGACAUCGAGGAGAUCCUCCGCAAGAAGAAGGCUGCGGACGCCGCUGCCGCGAAGCCCAGGUUCAUCCCCAAGGCCGAACGAGAGCGACUAGCUGCUGAAAAGGCCAAGAAGGACGAAGACGACAAGAAGCGCAAGGCCACCGAGGACUCGCAGCGCAAGCGCGAAGAUGACAGGAAAUGGGCUGCGCGACCAACCGGCUCAUCGACUGCCAACGAGACGUCAAAUGAUUCGCGACGAGUUCCCACAGGGCCCAGGGCCAUGAACCAGCAAAACGGUCGAGGAGACGCCCGAGAUUCUCGAGGAGAAGGUCGAGGAGAAGGUCGGGGGGAUGCCCGAGGCGGAAGGGAUGCCAAGAAGGCAGACAAGAAGGCAGCAGAGAAGCGCUCAGCAGUAGACAUCGAGGCAUCACUGUUGCGAUCGCGGUAUCUCGGCCCAGAAGUAAACCAACAGUCCAACUUUUCAGCCAAGAAGAAGCGGAUGCGCACGACGGAGCGCAAGUUCAACUUCGAAUGGGACGCAGAUGAAGACACCUCGCGAGACAACGACCCUCUCUACACCCAACAGAGCGCCAACCGAUCAGGCUCCUUCGCUGGCGUCGGUGGCGAGUUCGAUGACCAGGCCGAGGAGCGGGCACACAAACGAGCCAGAAUGAUCGAGCAACGUGAUCCGGAGAAUGGGAGGGACCGGGCAAAGGGCAUAAUGGAGGACUUCUACAGAGCGCGCGAGAAGGCCCGGCAGCGGGCAGACCGGACAGGACUGGGCAAGCGCUGGUCGGAGAAGACGCUCGACGACAUGCGCGAGCGAGACUGGCGGAUAUUCAAGGAGGACUUUGGCAUCGCAACCAAGGGCGGCGUCAUUCCAAACCCGAUGCGUAGCUGGAAGGAGUCGGAUUUGCCGCAACGGCUGCUCAAGAUUGUCGACCAAGUGGGCUAUAAAGAGCCCUCGCCCAUUCAGCGCGCCGCCAUCCCCAUCGCCCUACAAGCUCGCGACCUCAUCGGCGUUGCCGUCACCGGUUCCGGAAAGACGGCCGCGUUCUUGCUGCCAUUACUGGUCUACAUCUCCGACCUGCCGCCCCUGACCGAGGCGAACAAGAGUGAAGGCCCGUAUGCCCUGAUUCUAGCCCCAACUCGAGAACUGGCUAUGCAGAUCGAGGCUGAGGCCAAGAAGUUCGCCGAACCCCUGGGCUUCCGUUGUGUCAACAUCAUCGGUGGUCACUCCCUCGAGGAGCAGGCCUACGAAAUGCGUAACGGUGCUGAAAUCAUCGUGGCUACGCCCGGUCGUCUGGUCGACUGCAUCGAGCGCCAGCUGCUGGUCUUAGAACAGUGCUGCUACGUCAUCAUGGAUGAAGCCGAUCGCAUGAUCGACAUGGGUUUCGAGGAGUCAGUCAACAAGAUCCUAGACGCCCUGCCCGUCACCAACGAGAAGCCCGACACGGACGAUGCCGAGAACGCCCAGCUCAUGAAGCGUUACGUCGGCGGCCGUGAUCGCUACCGCCAAACUAUGAUGUACACAGCUACUAUGCCGCCGCAGGUCGAGAAGAUCGCCAAGAAAUACCUACGUCGCCCAGCCAUCGUCACCAUCGGUAACGCUGGUGAGGCUGUCGACACGGUCGAGCAGCGCGUUGAGUUUAUUAGCGGCGAAGACCGCCGCAAGAAGCGUCUGCAGGAGAUUCUGUCCUCCGGGGCCUACGCGGCACCCAUCAUCGUCUUCGUCAACAUCAAGCGCAACUGCGACGCCGUCGCUCGCGAUAUCAAAUCCAUGGGCUGGUCCGCCGUCACCCUGCACGGUUCCAAAACGCAGGAGCAGAGAGAGGCGGCCUUGGGCUCAGUGCGCAACGGUCAAACACAGGUCCUUGUCGCCACCGAUCUAGCGGGUCGUGGUAUCGACGUGCCUGACGUCUCCCUCGUCGUCAACUUCAACAUGGCCACCAACAUCGAGAGCUAUACCCAUCGUAUCGGUCGUACUGGUCGUGCCGGCAAGAGUGGUGUGGCCAUCACCUUCUUGGGCCAGGAGGAUUCCGACAACAUGUACGACCUGAAGCAGAUCCUGAGCAAGAGCUCUAUUUCCAAGGUCCCAGACGAGCUGAAGAGGCACGAAGCUGCGCAAACGAAGCCAGUCCGGCACGGAGGCGGCGGCGCAAGGAAGGACAAAGAGGAAGGGGGGGCUUCGAAAGGAGGCUGGGGUCAGUAAAUCAACAAGUAUGGAUAGUCUAUGAGCAUGAAAACACAUUUAAUC